CAGCUCACUCUCAGUAUCUCGUCUCACACAGAUCAGUAACCAGGACAGUCUGACUGCAUUCACAAGUUUAAUGUGCGGCUCGACAUGCCACCUCACAUGGAUUACUUCUCCCACGAGUCCCGAGUCCCUUCCGCUUGCGGGCUGACCCGGGAGGAUGAGCUGGAGCCCGGGGUCAUCAGCUGUAUGCUGGUCGGGGACGGAGCCGUCGGAAAGACCAGCAUGAUAAUCAGCUACACCUCCAAUGGAUACCCGACAGAAUACCAACAGACCGGCUUUGAUGUCUUCUCUGGUCAGGUCCAAGUAGAAGGAUCUCCGGUUAAAGUUCAGCUUGUGGACACUGCUGGACAGGAGGAAUUUGAUGAAUUCAGAGCUCUGUCCUAUGCCCACACAGACGUCUUCAUCCUGUGCUUCAGCAUGGUCAACCCCACUUCCUUUCACAACAUCACCAAGAAGUGGGUCCCAGAGAUCCGGGCGUAUAACCCGUCCUCGCCUAUCGUUCUCGUCGGGACUCAGUCGGACCUCCUGCUGGACGUGAACGUCCUAAUCAACCUGGACCGAUCUAACGUCAAACCCAUCCUCAGCUCCCGAGCCCGGAGCAUGGCGGACAAAAUCAGGGCCACAGACUACAUUGAGUGUUCCUCACUCACGCAAAAGAACUUGAAGGAGGCGUUUGACUCGGCUAUCUUUGCCGCCAUUAAGAACAAAACCCGCAAAUCCAAGAAGAGGAGGUUCUCUGACAGGCGCACUAAAGCUUUCUCCAGGUGCAGCUGGAAGAAGUUCUUCUGCUUUGUCUAAACUUAUAAACUGACUGCUGACCCUGUGGGUUGUGGACAAAACUUUAAUUUAUUUAAAUAUUUUACUUGUGUCACAGUUUUAAUCUGUGUGGCAUCCUUCCCUGUUAUGAGUUUGGCUUAUUUUACUCUGGGAUGCCAAAUGGUGCAAGGGGAAACAGUACAUGAGGACAGUGAGCUUUGGAAAGUAACAUCUGUGGAUUCUGGGCCAGACAGGGUCUGCUUUCACACUUCGACAAGCAGAAGUGCUAUUUACAUUAUAUUCAAAUGCUUAAUUGAUCCAGGGCAAUAAAAAAAACACAUGCUACAUAUAAAAAUCACAGUGUAUGCUUUGACAGAAGCAGGACAGUGAAUUGGGACUUUAAAGCAGCCACGGAGAGAAAACACAGGCCGUCAUGUAAAUGUGGUGAAUUUGCAUGGUGUGUUCUGCCACCAGCUGCAGGCUUUAAUGUAAGCAAGAGAGAAACAGAAAGUGUCCGGGGUUGUGUUUGAGCAGAUGGGCGUUAGCUGCUUCUCUUCUCUCAGUUCUCUGGCUACACCAGCCUAUUUAUAUGCAGCAGCUGCAAGUUCAGGUUGCAGUGCAACGUGCCGCAUUCUUACCUGUGUGUGAAAGCUCCCUGGCUGGUUUUGAGCUGGUAUUUUCUCACCUUCCAACUAGUUCAUCAACUGACAAUCUUAUCACCACGGACAUUUACCUUUUUAAUUGGAUUUUUUAUCAAUUGAACACAGGAUGGUUUGUUUGUAACAAAUCAGAAACAAAUCUAUUUCCUUUGUCUUAAUUCUCAGAUUGGCACAGGUAUUUGUUGAAUAUCCUCUUGUCUGA
Messenger RNA from Centropristis striata (black sea bass), 1614 nucleotides. RefSeq names its product ras homolog family member V (gene rhov). Gene Ontology annotation, molecular function: GTPase activity; GTP binding. Gene Ontology annotation, biological process: small GTPase-mediated signal transduction. Bases 85 to 795 code for a protein of 236 amino acids. NCBI's taxonomy places the organism in Eukaryota, Metazoa, Chordata, Actinopteri, Perciformes, Serranidae. The record is from RefSeq and is a predicted model, not a curated record. The transcript is spliced from 3 exons.